This is a messenger RNA of Acomys russatus (golden spiny mouse), 817 nucleotides long. Its product is annotated as gamma-crystallin C. The transcript is spliced from 3 exons. Gene Ontology annotation, biological process: visual perception; lens development in camera-type eye. The coding region runs from base 233 to 757 and encodes 174 amino acids. NCBI's taxonomy places the organism in Eukaryota, Metazoa, Chordata, Mammalia, Rodentia, Muridae. Gene Ontology annotation, molecular function: structural constituent of eye lens. The record is from RefSeq and is a predicted model, not a curated record.
AUCCGAGUAAAGCAACCCCGGGCAGCUCCAUCCAGGGGAGCGCUGGAACACACCAGAGAACCAGGCGAAUCUACAAUCACCGCCACUGAAUGCAGCGCGUAAAAGAGAACCGUGAAAUUCCCCCCCAGCCCUGAGGGCCCCUUUUGUGCGGUUCCGCUAACUCAGCAAGCCUCCCGCUAUAUAGACCGGCUGUGCUCCGGCCGGACACUGAACUCACCACGGUCAGCCAGCCAUGGGGAAGAUCACCUUCUACGAGGACCGAGGCUUCCAGGGCCGCUGCUACGAGUGCAGCACUGACUGCCCCAACCUGCAGACCUACUUCAGCCGCUGCAACUCCAUCCGCGUGGACAGUGGCUGCUGGAUGCUCUAUGAGCGCCCCAACUACCAGGGCCACCAGUACUUCCUGAGGCGCGGGGACUACCCUGACUACCAGCAGUGGAUGGGUUUCAGUGACUCCAUCUGCUCCUGCCGCCUCAUCCCUCACACAGGUUCCCACAGAGUGCAGCUGUAUGAGAAAGAAGACCACAAGGGCCUCAUGAUGGAGCUGAAAGAAGAUUGCUCCUGCAUCCAAGACCGCUUCCACCUCACUGAGGUGCACUCGCUGCACGUGCUGGAGGGCUGCUGGGUACUCUACGAGAUGCCCAACUACCACGGCAGGCAGUAUCUGCUGAGGCCUCAGGAGUACCGGCGCUACCACGACUGGGGUGCCGUGGAUGCCAAGGCAGGCUCUUUGAGGAGGGCGGUAGACUUAUACUAAAAUAGGUUAACACUACCAUUUUCUCAUUUUGGAACCUAAUAAAGUAUUUAGUCUGUAUUG